This is a messenger RNA of Anopheles maculipalpis, 2841 nucleotides long. Its product is annotated as glutamate receptor ionotropic, kainate 2-like. The record is from RefSeq and is a predicted model, not a curated record. NCBI's taxonomy places the organism in Eukaryota, Metazoa, Arthropoda, Insecta, Diptera, Culicidae. Bases 17 to 2839 code for a protein of 940 amino acids. The transcript is spliced from 7 exons. Gene Ontology annotation, molecular function: glutamate-gated receptor activity; transmitter-gated monoatomic ion channel activity involved in regulation of postsynaptic membrane potential. Gene Ontology annotation, cellular component: postsynaptic membrane; plasma membrane. Gene Ontology annotation, biological process: monoatomic ion transport; modulation of chemical synaptic transmission; synaptic transmission, glutamatergic.
GUAUUCCAGCUGAACAAUGCUCCAGCGGGGCGUUGGCACGUGCGUGCGCCAGUAUCUGCCGCUGAUACUGCUGCUAGUGCACGUGGGGUGUGGAUCCGUUGAGGGGAAGCGUGAAAUACCCGUCGGCGCCAUCUUUCAUCAGGUACCGGACCACAGCUAUGAGUCGGAGAUUGCUUUCCGUUACGCGAUCGAGCGCGUUAAUAUGCACGAGAAACAUUUCGAGCUCGUCCCGAUCGUACGUUACGUGUCGCCGGAGGAUAGCUUCAAGACGGAGCGCAAAGUGUGUGAGCUAGCGGCGGAGGGUGUGACCGCUGUGUUUGGACCAUCCUCCAUACUGACGUCCGGUAUUGUUGGUUCAAUCUGCAAAACACUUGAGAUCCCACACAUCAUCACACACUGGAACCCGGAACCGCUCGGUGGCAUUGAUCCAGAGCUACAGGCGAUGACGAUCAAUCUCUACCCGGAAGCGGACGUACUGUCGCGUGCACUGGCGGACCUGAUCGUCGACUACAGCUGGAAGAGCUUCACCAUUAUUUACGACUCGGACGAAGGGUUGAUGCGGUUGAAGGACAUCCUGCAGAUACAUGGACCUAGCGAUGCACCCAUCACGGUCCGUCAGAUUGAUGACGAUCCCGACUAUAGGCCGUUACUGAAAGACAUCCAAUCGUCCGGCGAGUCACACAUCAUACUCGAGAUACGUCCCGACCGUAUACUGGAGCUGCUGCGGCAAGCUAAAGAGGUGAAGAUGCUGGAAGAAUAUCAAAGCUACAUAAUUACCUCGCUCGAUGCGCACACGAUCGACUUUGAGGAGUUGCGGUACUCGCGCUCCAACAUUACCGCCCUCCGCCUAAUGGACACGAAAAGCUUCGACAUCAAGAACGCCGUCCACGACUGGGAACAGGGCGAGGCACGCAUGAAACGACAGUUCCGCGUAUCGCCGGAGCACGUCCACACGGAGUCCGCACUCUACAACGAUGCGGUUAAAAUCUAUGCCACAGCGAUCCGGGAGCUGGACGCAACGGAAGAGAUCACACCAUCGCGACUUUCGUGCGGCAGCAAGAAUCUUCGUCAAUGGCCGUUUGGUUUGCGGAUCAUCAACUACAUGAAGGUGAAAACCGAGCACGGCAUUACGGGCCCUAUUAUAUUCGAUGAUUUCGGACGGCGAGCUCACUUCCAUCUUGAUAUUAUUGAGCUGAGCAAGGACGAGGGUUUCAAAAAGAUUGCCACCUGGGAUCCAACGCACGGUGUGAACUAUACGCGCAGUCAGGGUGAGGUUUACUCGCAGAUCGUUGAAUCGUUGCAAAAUAAAACCUUCAUCGUGGCGUCCCGCAUCGGUGCACCGUUUCUUAUGUUCAAGGAGAAAAAAGAUGGCGAAUUUCUCGAGGGGAACAAUCGAUUCGAGGGCUACUCACUGGAGCUUAUUGAUGGGAUUUCGAAGAUUCUUGGCUUUCAGUACCGGAUGGAGCUGGUGCCGGAUGGGAAGUAUGGUUCGUACAACAAGGUCACCAAAAAGUGGGAUGGUCUCGUAAAGCAUCUGCUAGAUCGUAAGGCCGAUCUUGCUGUUUGCGACUUGACAAUCACGUACGAACGCCGAACGGCUGUAGACUUUACGAUGCCUUUCAUGACUUUAGGCAUCAGUAUAUUGUACGCCAAACCAGUCCAGCAGCCAAAGGAUCUAUUCUCCUUCCUGUCUCCACUCUCCCUGGACGUCUGGAUCUAUAUGGCGACCGCUUACCUUGGUGUUUCGGUGCUGCUGUUCGUACUGUCGCGCAUGGCACCGGCCGAUUGGGAAAAUCCACAUCCCUGCAAGCAAGACAACGAUGAGGUGGAAAACAUCUGGGACAUGUUUAAUGCGCUCUGGCUGACGAUGGGCUCGAUCAUGGGGCAGGGUUGUGACAUCCUGCCGAAAGCCAUCUCAACACGUCUGGUCGCCGGUAUGUGGUGGUUCUUCGCGCUUAUCAUGCUGUCGUCGUACACCGCCAAUCUGGCUGCUUUCCUCACGAUGGAGCGCAUGGAUGCAACGAUCGAGUCGGCCGAAGAUUUGGCGAAGCAGAGCAAAAUUAAGUACGGUGUCGUUAUGGGUGGCAGUACGAUGGCUUUCUUUCAGACGUCUAACUUUUCCACCUACCAGCGUAUGUGGGCUUCAAUGGAAUCGGCACGCCCAUCGGUCUUUACCAAGAGUAACGAUGAGGGGCGUGAUCGUGUGAUCAAGGGCAAGCGUAUGUACGCUUUCCUAAUGGAGUCAACGUCGCUCGAGUACAUUACCGAGCGGUACUGCGAUCUGACGCAGAUUGGCGGCUUGCUCGACUCGAAGGGAUACGGUAUUGCGAUGCCCGUCAACUCACCUUACCGUACAGCAAUCAGUGGUGCGGUGCUGAAGAUGCAGGAAGAAGGUAAACUCUACCAGCUCAAGACACGCUGGUGGAAGGAGAUGCGCGGUGGUGGUCAGUGUACCGAAAUCCCCAACUCGUCACAAGAGAACGAGCUCGGUAUCGGCAACGUGGGUGGUGUGUUUGUUGUCCUAGCGCUUGGUUGUUUGUGUGCGUUUAUCAUAGGCAUCCUAGAGUUCCUGUGGAACGUGCGCAAGGUGGCAGUGGAGGAGAAGGUGACGCCUUGGGAUGCCCUUAAGGCAGAGCUCAAGUUUGCGCUCAGCAUCUCCGUCACGUCCAAGCCAGUGCACAAUACGCUCAGCGAAUCGACAGCCAGCGGGAAGAGUUCGUUGCGCUCGAAAUCGGAGUCCAGGCGUGGAUCGGAGUCGGUUGGACGUGUGAACAACGUGCGCACGGCGGCUAGUCUUAGCAAUAUCGACAAGAUUGGGUUCGUGUUUGACAAGAAUUAGCG